Triplophysa dalaica is the source of this 2160-nucleotide messenger RNA. RefSeq names its product NACHT, LRR and PYD domains-containing protein 1b allele 2-like. Gene Ontology annotation, biological process: regulation of apoptotic process. The record is from RefSeq and is a predicted model, not a curated record. The coding region runs from base 366 to 1814 and encodes 482 amino acids. The transcript is spliced from 11 exons. Lineage: Eukaryota; Metazoa; Chordata; Actinopteri; Cypriniformes; Nemacheilidae.
UAACAAUUAGCCGCCCUGAACACAUCUUUAUACUCUCUUAAACUUGAAUUAUAUAAAUGGAGAUAUUUUCGAGCCUCCUCAGACAAACAAUUGUUGAAUUCGGUCUCCAUUUUCCUCAAACUCUUUGUUGUUUGCCUCCCGAUUGCCACGAUUCGGCAUCAUGCUAUCGUGUGGGUCUUCUUUGACAACUGCACACCGCAAACUUUCAAUGUGUCUGUUGCCACCUAGUGGGCUCCUAACAUUUUCUGGCGCAUGCGAUGUUGCACGCGUUUCGUCUCAAAAUAUGGGUUGUGCGCGGACAGGGUGUGCGGACGUUUUUUUUUGACAGACAGACAGACAUACAGAGUUAAUGGUUAGUCAAAUAAAUGUGGAGCAGUUUCGGAGCUUCCAAUAAAAAGAUUAUGGUAGAGAGGUCAACUCUGUUGGAAGUCCUACAAUCUGUGUCUGGGUUGAAGAAGGUCCAUCUGCAUGUAGAAAGCUGGACUGAAAUAUGGGUUUCCACAAUCCUUUCCCUCACCAAGACCUGUUCCAGUCUGAAUGAACUUAGGAUCAAUGCAUCAAUUCCUUUGGCACUAACACAGUUACAGAGGGCAUCACUAAAACAAAAAGGCUGGACCCUGACAGUCUGGAGGAUGUCAAUGUUUAUUGAACGUGAUAAGAAGAGUCUGACAGAGGAGGGGCUGAAGACAGGAAAGAGAGAAAAGAAAGUCUUCUCACCUGAUAUUACUGACGAUGAGAGCAAAGAUGAAAACACACACAGGUUUUUUUCUCCACAUGCUGGUCAGUUUCAGUGCAGUUUGACCAACCUUGUGUUUGUGAUGGAGGGUAAAGGAGAGAUGCUGUAUAAAAUGGUCCCCUGGGAUCCAUGUCGCUUAGAUGCUUUGAGUCAGAUGGAGCCUGCAGGACCCUUAUAUGACAUUAACUGUUCUAAAGGAUCGGUCUUACAACUUCACCUUCCACACUGUGAAAUUCUCACUGAGGAAAAUAAAGAAAGUUUGGCUGUAGCACAUUUCACAAAUGGUACUGUAGAAAUAUUGCAGCCUCUCAAAGUGACAGAAACUCAUGUGAUUAUUAGCAUCACUGAGCUCUGUUGGUUCGGGAUCAUAAAAAAGUUGAAAAAAAAGAUGUUCCCUGGAGCUCCUACAUGUGCACAAGUGCUGCUAUUUCUGCGACCGAUAACUGUUGCACAGAACCAGAAAAUACUGAACGUAUACUUGCUUCCAGGGAAUGUGCCCCUUCCAGAGGUUCAGAGACAGCAUCAGGAGAAAAAAUACAUUGAGACGAGUUCUAUCUGUCAUCUGAUUUCUGGGAGAAAAUAUACACUGUCUUGUCACCCAGAUGAAUGUGAAGUACAGCCACCGGAUGAAGUAUUCGAGCGUAAGUUUGGGACAAACUUUCACACUACAUUUGAAGUGUUUCUGGAUGUAAAGAUUGAGGAGAUCAGACUGGGUCUUCGGGAUACAACUGAAGAAGGGAAGGAAGUGUGGAAGCCACGACGAAUUCCUCUCUCAGACACAUUUCAAGAUGUACAAUGUUCUGUUGACAGAAGAUUUACCGAAUCGGAGUAUGUGGACAAACACAGACAUCAGCUGAUUCAGAAAGUCACAUCUGUGAUGGAGAUAGCUGACUGUUUAAGGAGUAAAGGCAUGAUUCUAGGUGAAAUGUACAACAAGGUAAAUACUGCAGAAACACGACAAAAGAAGAUGAGAAUAUUCUUUGAUGUUCUGGAGACAACUCGUGUAAAAGCAGAAUUCUGGAAACUGCUUAAAGAGAAUGAACCCCAUCUAGUGGAUGAAUUGGAAUCUGGACAUUGAACAAGUUAUUGACCAGGUGUCAGAGACUGGGCCUUAUAAAAGUAUUUAAUACGCUUUUAUAAAUUUGUCUUACUGGUGUGGAACUAAUGUUUUACAUAAUGUAUACCUUUAGUACCACAUAAAAAAUGUAUAUUUUUUGAUUACUUAUUUGUAUUACCAUAUUUUUUCUACUGCUAGAUGUCAGAUCCUGAGUAUAAGAAGCAGGGCACCACAUGCUGGGUGCCAUCAUCACCCAAUGAUUUCUGUUGAUUUAUAUGUUCUACAAAAAUGUCAAGGUGCUGAUGAAAACAUGAAAAGAGAUUUCAGUUAUUUUGAUUAAAAAUGAUAUUCAGUUAUCACACUGAAG